GGUACUGACGAUUGGAUAAAAAGGGAGCAGGAGGCGGGAUUUUGGUGCUGCCUCGGUCUGAUUGGGCAGAAAUAUUCGGACGGGGAGAUAGCUUGUCUCUAAGGCUGCCUCGGGUGAAGGUGAGCUGGAGGGCGCGCGCGUGCGCACACAAUGCAGCCUAUAAUGCUGGCGGUGUCUUGAGGGAGCCCGUUGUAGUAACACGCAUGCGCACACUUUGCAGUGGCCGGUGGAGGUCGGGAUGGUUAUCUUCUCUGGCGCCAGUCUCAGGCGUCUCUCCCCCCCGCCCCCUCAUCCCCUUGGUUCGCCGGCGGAAGGGGACGGGCGGGCGAGCGAGGCUGUAGUGGGAUGUCGUCCAGUCUCCAUCCCUCGCUUGGAGUAAUUGUGUAACGCGGGUCCCGAGAGGGACCGACCCGGCUCAGCGCAGUGCGGGCUAUGCCGGGAAGUGCCAGGUGUGGAGACCGUCUCAAGUGUGGGGGCGGGGGCUGCUGUCCCCGCUGUGUCUCCCCCUGUGACCCUGCAAGCGCGUCUGGGUUGUGAUUCCAGGUAGCAGGCCGCCAGUUAACGAUUUCCUUGUAAAUAGUAGAAACUCCGCAAACAUGGCUUUUUUUUUUUUUUUGUACCUGGAACAACUGGUUGUGGAGGAUUUCGGCUCCGUCUUCACUAGCAGCGUUAAAGUUCUCCCCCGCUGUAAAAAACCACCUCCAGGAGGGGAAUAGCUACCAGCGCUGUGCCGCGACUACACAAGCCACGUUAAAGGGUUGCCAAUGAAGACGUGCCUUGACCCUCUUUUGUAGAACAGAAUCUCCACGGUUGUCUGCAAACUCAGGAAAAGAGAAGCACAGUGGUUUACAUUCCAAAAGUUUUCUUCACAACUCCAUAGCACUGUAAAGAAGACACUCAGAAAUCUUUUCUCAAUGAUUCUAUAGUCAACGGAUGUAACAAUGGUACUAAUACUGGGCCGCAGACUGAAUAGAGAGGAUAGCGGGGUCCGUGAUUCCCCUGCAACCAAACGUAAAGUUUUUGAAAUGGACCCAAAGUCCUUAUCAGGUCAUGAGUUUUUUGACUUCUCGUCAGGAUCAUCCCAUGCUGAAAGCAUACUCCAGAUCUUCAAUGAGUUUAGAGACAGCCGCUUGUUCACAGAUGUAAUUAUCUGUGUGGAAGGAAGAGAGUUUCCCUGUCAUCGAGCUGUUCUGUCAGCCUGCAGUAGCUACUUCAGAGCUAUGUUUUGCAAUGAUCACAGAGAAAGCAGAGAAAUGUUGGUGGAGAUCAAUGGCAUUUUUGCUGAAGCUAUGGAUUGCUUUUUACAGUACGUGUAUACUGGCAAGGUGAAAAUCACUACAGAGAAUGUGCAAUAUAUCUUUGAAACCUCCAGUCUCUUUCAAAUUAGUGUUCUGCGUGAUGCUUGUGCCAAGUUCCUGGAAGAGCAGCUGGAUCCUUGUAACUGCCUGGGAAUCCAGCGUUUUGCUGAUACACACUCACUAAAGACACUCUUCACCAAAUGCAGAAAUUUUGCACUGCAGACGUUUGAGGAUGUUUCUCAGCAUGAAGAAUUUCUUGAGCUUGGGAAAGAUGAGCUCAUUGAUUAUAUUUGUAGUGAUGAGUUGGUGAUCAGUAAAGAAGAGAUGGUUUUUGAAGCAGUUAUGCGCUGGGUUUACCGUGCUGUUGAUCUGAGAAGGCCAGUGUUACAGGAACUUCUAACACAUGUGAGACUCCCUUUAUUACAUCCUAACUAUUUUGUACAGACAGUGGAAGUGGAACAACUGAUUCAGAAUUCUCCAGAGUGUUAUCAGCUGCUGCAUGAAGCAAGAAGAUACCACAUACUUGGAAAUGAAAUGAUGUCCCCAAGAACUAGACCACGCAGAUCAACUGGUUAUUCUGAGGUGAUAGUCAUUGUCGGAGGCUGUGAACGAGUUGGGGGUUUUAAUCUACCAUACACUGAAUGCUACGAUCCUGUGACAGGAGAAUGGAAGUCACUAGCUAAGCUCCCAGAAUUUACCAAGUCUGAAUAUGCAGUGUGUGCUUUACGGAAUGAUAUUCUUGUUUCAGGUGGAAGAAUUAACAGCCGUGAUGUGUGGAUUUAUAACUCUCAGCUUAACAUUUGGAUCAGAGUUGCUUCCCUAAACAAAGGCAGAUGGCGUCAUAAAAUGGCUGUCCUUCUUGGUAAAGUGUAUGUAGUUGGAGGGUAUGAUGGGCAAAGUCGACUCAGCAGUGUAGAAUGUUACGAUUCAUUUUCCAAUCGAUGGACAGAGGUAGCUCCGCUUAAAGAAGCAGUGAGUUCUCCAGCAAUAACCAGCUGUGUAGGCAAAUUGUUUGUGAUUGGUGGAGGUCCUGAUGACAACACGUGCUCUGACAAGGUUCAGUCAUAUGAUCCCGAUACUAAUUCUUGGUUGCUCCGUGCAACUAUCCCCAUUGCAAAGAGAUGCAUAACAGCUGUAUCUCUAAACAAUCUAAUCUAUGUCGCGGGAGGGCUCACCAAGGCAAUUUACUGCUAUGAUCCAGUUGAGGAUUAUUGGAUGCAUGUACAGAAUACAUUCAGCAGACAGGAAAACUGUGGCAUGUCUGUGUGUAAUGGCAAAAUCUAUAUCCUUGGUGGAAGACGAGAAAAUGGAGAAGCCACAGACACCAUUCUUUGUUAUGAUCCUGCAACAGGCAUCAUCACGGGAGUAGCAGCCAUGCCCAGGCCAGUAUCGUAUCAUGGCUGUGUGACUAUUCAUAGAUACAAUGAAAAAGGCUUUAAACUGUAAAGAAAGGAAAUCUUAGGAAAGAAUGUAGUGCCUUGGUACAGAACAGAAUUUCAAAGAUUCAUAAAAUGGGAAACUGACUUUUCCUUCAGUGUCAUAUGAAACUAAAUAUCCAUGUGCCUUUUAAAACAAAAUGUUUUCAGUUAAUUAAAAGGUAAAAAAAAAAAUAUCUACAAACAUAUCCAGGACCCGUUCAGCCAUUUCUGGCAUGAUAGCAGUGAACUAAUAUUUACAUAGUUUUCCCCUUCUUUGUGAUCAGCAAUUAAAAUUUAGGAUGUUGUGUAGGGAAUGUGCCUUCACAAAUAGCUGUGCUUGUAUCUUAAGGAUUGAUGUCUGUAUUAUUUUUUCAGUUAUUUCAGAGUCUGUUAAUUGAAAAUAUUUAACCAAAUCGACCUACAAAAAAAUGUGUUGGUUUAAAAGAGUGUAUAUCAUUCUGAUCAACAGGCAUGAUGCAGUGUUGUUGUAGCCAUGCUGGUCCCAGAAUAUUAGAGAGAGAGAGUGGGUGAGGGCAAUAUCUUUUAU
This is a messenger RNA of Chelonoidis abingdonii (Abingdon island giant tortoise), 3263 nucleotides long. NCBI's taxonomy places the organism in Eukaryota, Metazoa, Chordata, Testudines, Testudinidae. The record is from RefSeq and is a predicted model, not a curated record.